GGAUGAUGGAGGAGGAAGAGAAGGAUGGAGUGUGUGUGUGUGUGUGUGUGUAAUCUGCAUAUGGGGAGGACCCUUGCGCUCUUAAAGCUGCUGUUGGGGCGCGCGAGGUGCACAUCUGCACCGUGGAGACGACAGCAUGCAUACGCACACACACAUACACACACACACAAUACACACACACGCUGACAACUCUGGACGGACCCCCCCUGAGACUCCCAAGAUGCAACAGCAGGGCACAUUAGAGAUCCAGACACACAGCAAAGUUCCGGCGAGGAGGGGGCGCGUGUCCGACUGCUCCACAACCCAGGGUGUUCCUCUGUUGAAAUGGCUGCUGCUGGCCACGCUGCUGGCUCCUGGAGCCUGGAGCCUCCUCAGUGAGCAGGAGGAGGAGCUGCUGGUGGAGCUCCACAACUACUACAGAGGGCAGGUGUUCCCGAGUGCCUCUGCCAUGCUGCCUCUGAAAUGGGACCCAGUGCUGAAGCUGCUGGCAGAGAGCUACGCCACCAAGUGCAUCUGGAACCACAACCCGGACCUGGAGGACACUGGAGAGAACCUAUAUGCUGGCACUGGGCCCGUAGACCUGCGGGCAGCGCUGGAGAAGUGGUUCCUGGAACAUCUCUACUAUGACUUCCGUAACAACAGUUGUGAUGAUGACAAGAUGUGUGGACACUACACACAGAUGGUGUGGUCAGAUACACACAGGGUGGGCUGUGCAGUCCACCUGUGUAACAACAUGGAGGGUCUGGAGUGGGAGAGGAUCUCUUUCCUGGUCUGCAACUACUACCCAGCGGGGAACUACGAAGACGAGCGUCCUUACGUGGAAGGAGAUUCGUGCUCCCAAUGUCCGGAAAAACUACAAACAUGUGAAAACAACCUCUGUGUUCCCGACAUGGAUGACAUGGAUGGCGAAGAAGAGGAGGAGGAGGAGGGUAUGCUUCUUCUUCCUGCCGCAACAACAGAGUUAUUCCACCAGGCAGACGUCACCACCAGAAUCAGCAGAACUAGCAAAACCACCCUUCCGCCACCGACUCCCAGUCUUCUACCUCCUCUCGUGACAUCCAAAUCCAACUUCCUCUCGGGUGAAGAAGAGGAGGAGGAGGGUGUGCCUGUUCUUCCUCUCACAACAACAGAGUCAUACCACAAAGCGGACAUCACCAGCAGCACUAGCAGAACCAUUCCACCCCCACAGACCCCCACUACAGUCCAGAGGAAGUCAGCCAUGAGGAAGGAGGUGGAUUCAAAGGCAGGACAACAAGAAACAAGAAUGGAGGGCCUACCAAUCUUCACAAUAGCUCAGAAAGACAUUCCAAUCAUGACGAGUGCCACCUCCUCACCUUCCCCACCGUCACUCAUGCUUGUUCUUUUUCUCGCCUUUAGCCUCAUCAUCUUCAUCAUGGUGCCAUUUGCAUCCCUCCACCUUUCUAGCUGUUCCGCCACCUGCUCCCUGCUUUCACUGCAGAUCACAAUGUCAUCUGCGAACAUCAUGGUCCACGGAGACUGCAGUCUAACCUCAUCCAUUAGCCUGCAAACUGGAAUGGGCUGAGGGCUGAGGGCUGAUCCCUGAUGCAGUCCCACCUCCACCUUCAACUUCUCUGUCACAUCUACAGCACACCUCACCACUGUUCUGCUGCCCUCAUACACGUCCUGUACUGUUCUAACAUACAGUGGGUACGGAAAGUAUUCAGACCCUCCAUCCAUCCAUCCAUCCAUUUUCUGAGCCACUUAUCCUCACAAGGGGAGUGCUGGAGCCUAUCCCAGCUUUCAACGGGCAGGAGACGGGGUACACCCUGUACUGGUUGCCAGCCAAUCGCAGGGCACAUAUAAACAAACAACCAUUCACACUCACAUUCACAGCUACGGGCAAAUUAGAGUCUUCAAUUAACCUACCAUGCAUGUUUUUUGGGAUGUGGGAGGAAACCUGAGUGCCCGGAGAAAACCCACGCAGGCACGGGGAGAACAUGCAUAGUCCACCCAGGCGGAGCUGGGGAUUGAACCCCGGUCCUCAGAACUGUGGGGCAGACGCUCUUAACUAGUCGCCCACCGUGCCGGCGCAUUCAGACCCCCUUAAAAUUUUCACUCUUAUAUUGCAGCGAUUUGCUAAAAUCAUUUAAGUUCAUUGUUUUCCUCAUUAAUGUAUACACAUCACCCCAUAUUGACAGAAAAAAACUGAAUUGUUGAAACUUUUGCAGAUUUAUUAAAAAAUAAAAACUGAAAUAUCACACAGCCAUAAGUAUUCAGACCCUAUGCUGUGACAUUCAUAUUUAACUCAGGUGCUGUCCAUUUCUUCUGAUCAUCCUUGAGAUGGUUCUACACCUUCAUUGGAGUCCAGCUGUGUAUGAUUAUUGUGAUUGGACUUGAUUAGGAAAGCCACACACCUGUCUCUAUAAGACCUUACAGCUCACAGUGCAUGUCAGUGCAAAUGAGCAUCAUGAGGUCAAAGGAUCUGCCUGAAGAGCUCAGAGACAGAAUUGUGGCUAGGCACAGAUCUGACCAAGGUUACAAAAAUAAUCUGCUGCAUUUAAGGUUCCUAAGAGCACAGUGGCCUCCAUAAUCCUUAAAUGGAAGACGUUUGGGGCGACCAGAAUCCUACCUAGAGCUGUCCGUCCGGCCAAACUGAACAAUCGGGGGAGAAAAUCCUUGGUGAGAGAGGUAAAGAAGAACCCAGAGAUCACUGUGGCUGAGCUCCAGAGAUGCAGUCGGUCGGGAGAUGGAGAAAGUUCUGGAACGUCAACCAUCACUGCAGCUCUCCACCAGUCGGGGCUUUAUGGCUGAGUGGCCCAACGGAAGCCUCUCCUCAGUGUAAGACACAUGAAAGCCCGCAUGGAGCUAAAAAACACCUGAAGGACUCCAAGAUGGUGAGAAAUAAGAAUCUCUGGUCUGAUGAGACCAAGGUAGAACCUUUUGGCUUUAAUUCUAAGCAGUAUGUGUGGAGAAAACCAGGCACUGCUCAUCACCUGUCCAAUACAGUCCCAACAGUGAAGCAUGGUGGUGGCAGCAUCAUGCUUUGGGGGUUUUUCAACUGCAGGGACAGGACGACUGGUUGCAAUCCAAGGAAAGAUGAAAGCGGCCAAGUACAGGGAUAUCCUGGAUGAAAACCUUCUCCAGAGUGCUCAGGACCUCAGACUGGGCCGAAGGUUCUUCUACUCUUCUUUCUCUCUGAAUUUCCUCUUUCAUCAACUACUCAAAGUAUUCUUUCUAUCUAUCCAGCACACUCCUGGUACAAGUCAACACAUCUAUGUCGCUCUCUAUCCUUAAUCACCCUCAUCUGCUACACAUCCUUCCCAUCUCUAUCCCCCUGUCUGGCCAACCUGUUGUUUUGGCAAAUCUUUUUCUGACAGAAUAAGUAAGGAAGCAAUCUUGUCUUUGUGGAUUUUUAUUACAAGAAAAAAGGAAAAGUCUUUGCAAAGAGAGGAAACGGUACACGUCUUACGACUUGUCACCCUUUACUGAAGCCCAGACAAAAAAAACACCUUUGUUGUAUUGAAGUGAGAAAGACAGAAGAAAAGCAAAACAAUUGUCUUUGUCCAGCUGCACUCAACAUAUCUUUAUCGAAAAACAGCAAGUCGUCACAACAUGGCUGGGAACAACUAGUAUGCACGGCAUGGCCGGAAAACUGUCACAACGUGGAACAAUAAAGCAUGUGAAAGUUGUAUAAACUAAGAGAAGUAAUAUUUGGUAUAUAUGAAACAUACAUUUGUGUGUGUGUGCGCGCGCAUCAGUUCAGAUAGAUGAUUGGUUGUUGCUCGGCUUUUAUGACCUAUCUUCUGCUCCUCUAUGACCUAUCAAUGUGCAAUGAGUUACGAGCACUGAUUGUAGCUAAAAGUGCAUGCUAACAGUGAAUCCUCUUUCUUAGAGGUGAUUACUUAGCCUUAUUAGGCCGACCCUUACGGUCAUACGUCGUAGAAGGUGAGGGAAGUGGAGGAGUCGGGACCAGAGGAGGCGCUGGGACCUUCUUGCAGUGUGACGUGUGAACCCACGUAGCUCUUUCAGCAAAUUCCACUGCAGUGUGGGUCAGAAGGAGGACUUGGAAAGGCCCCAGCCAGAACUGAUGUCGCCACAUUUUCCGUCAGAAUUUCUUAAUCAGCAUGAAGUCGCAAUGUUUGAUGACAUGCAGGGGUCCGUCGGCCAGCCUUGGGAGUGCUGAUUGGACUUUUUUCCUGAAAUUGAUUAGUCGAUAAUGUGUUAUACCUGAACGAUUUGUAUGCCCAUCACCAGAUCUGGCUUUGGUAGACCCGAAUGGAUCCGGUCCAAUGGAGUGCCUGCAAAGACAAUCUUAAAAAAGGGAUAGGGGGCACACACAUCCUCAUAUAUACUUGACCUAAUUUAAUUGACUUCCCAGUAUUUAUUUCCGGGUGGUAGCUAUCAUGUGUUCUGCAGUCAAAUUGAAAUCUGUCAGAAAGAUGUUGUCAGAGAAAAGCUUUCGAACAAUUGUAAUAAAAUUCUUAAAAUAAUUUUGGUCAAUUGUGCUACCACCACUUACUUAAAUUUUUACUUUAACAUGUCUACCAUAUCUAGACAGUAUUUUGUAAGCGCAUUGAUCGUUAUUUCAUUCGAUACAUUAUCAGUAUAGGGUCAAUAUGGGCCGACCCAUUAUCCAUUGUCAGCAUUAAACUAAUAUAACAUUUGUAUAUUAUCAUUAUCUUUGAGACUGAUAAUCAAAACAUUACUCAAUGUAAAUACUGUACAUAAAAAAAUGCUCUAGACCACAGGUGUUAAACUGGUCAUCCCAUCAUUUUAUGUGGCCCACGAAAGCAAAUCAAAAUUGUUAAUUGUGUUCUGGUGUAAUACCAUUAAGAUAUUUGCAAACAUUUUUGUGUUACCAAUCCCCCUUUGAAAACAACUGUAAUAGUUGAAAAACAUGAUUUUAUAGGGCCCUAAUUUCAAAACUGGCUAUUCAUCAAUAUGUUGUGUAUACUGUACGUAAUUACCAUCUAUGAGGUAAUCUUUGAUUUAUGUGGGUUCACAGUCGUAGCGGCCCGCCGAGGGAAGUCAGUCACGAUGUGGCCCGUGUCAAAAAUGAGUUUGACAUCCCUGCUCUAGACACUUUACAAAAAUUUGGGUGGAAUUAAAGCUCCUGCUAGGAACCGGUACUUUUCCUUUCCCCCGAAAGCCCGUGUCUGUGUCAACAUGAGAUCAUGUAAAUAACGAGUGAAGGGAUUUGAGUAGUCUGGCAAUCGAAGACUUUCUUCCGUUGGAUCAAAUCUGCCUCAGCAUUUUUUGUCCAAGGGAUGCCAGUGACACAGUCAGUUAAGCAUAAUUACUGAUCCAGGACCUGCAGUAAUUUGUCAUGCUCAAACGUAACAUCUGUAUCAUUAUUAGGUUUUUCGUCUGAAGGUUCAGGGAUUUUAAAUUUAGAAAUUUUGUUUUUCAGACGACAUUUAAAAUGUAUCUUUGCUAACUGUAUGCCAGUAUCAGCUAAGAAUUUCAGUAAGGCCCAUGUCUGGCUUUUUCAAACAUGAACAUUCUAUUGUCUACAAGUCUAUUGCCUACAAUUUGUAGUAUAUAUACUGUAUGUGGCCAGCCACUAUAUCAUACCAUGUUGACCUAAUCACAAAUGUGCACAAUUUUAUAUCGCUUCAUAUGUCAACCCAAAUAGGUGAAUGUUCCAUAAUGAGUUCAAAAUUAUUGUCAUUAAAUGUUUGUAGACCAAUCACCAUAUGUAUCAGAAUCAGAAUCAUCUUUAUUUUGCCAAGUAUGUCCAAAAAACACGCAAGGAAUUUGUCUCCGGUAGUUGGAGCCACUCUAGUACAACAACAGACAGUCAAUUGACAGAAAAUACUUUUGAGACAUAAAGACAUUGAGAAAAACAGUCACUGAGCAAUAAAAGGUUGCUAGUAAUCUGGCAAUGCCGAUACAUUUAUUAUUAUUUUUUUAGCAAUUGUGCAAAAAGAUGCAUAGUCCUCUAGCAAUUAGAGCAGUUUGAAUGACUAAUAUAGCAAUAGUCAGGUGCAAUGACCAUUGUGCAAAGGGCGCCGAGACUUCAAGGAAUGUAUGCAGUUUAAAGUGACGACAGUGCGAUAAUCUGAGACAAUGUCGAUUGUGCAAAUGUUGCAGAUACUCCUCAGUCAGUGUGCAUGUGGUGCAGAUGCUACUCUGGCAUGAGUGGCCAGUAUUGGUCAACAACAGAUAUGCAAAUAGUGCAGCGUGGCGAGACUACUAUGUGAGUGCACGGGUAAUGUAUAAUUGGCCCCACAGAAAUGUGCCAACAAACUCAAGAGAAAAUUGGCAGCAUGUUGCAAUGGAAUUGUAAGUUAGCUGUUUAAGAAGUUGAUGGCAAAAGGGAAGAAGCUGUUGGAAUGUCUGCUUGUUUUAGUUUGCAUUGUUCGGUCGUGCCUUCCUGAGGGAAGGAGCUGGAAGAGCUGGUGACCAGGAUGUGGAGGGUCCAAGAGGAUUUUGCACGCUCUUGUCUUAGUUCUGGCAGCGUGCAAGUCUUCCAGGGUGGGGAGGGGGGUACCGACAAUCUUUUCAGCAGUUUUGAUUGUCCGUUGCAGUCGGAGUUUGUCCUUUUUUGUAGCAGCACCAAACGAGUCGAGCAUAAUAACACUGCAACAACGUGUAAUGCGACCUUCAUACUCCAGAGCACAAAACAACACAAAACCAAAAACAAUUCCAGACAAAACUCCCCCUUUUUUUGAUAAAGUGACACAUGGUCCCAUCCAUGCUCACUUUCAUAAAAUACAAAAACAAAAAAACAUUCUCGACAACCAAAAAGUGGUUAAUACCGGACAGAAUUUGGCCCAAUGGGUAUCGACUCCAAUACUGGACAAAUAUCAUCAACAGUGUCCGUGCCAAGUGGAUGCUGGCGGGUGGGCAGUUUAGGUUCAAUCAAAUCGCCGGAUAGUUCCGGAUUAACCCUAUAUUUGCUGGUAGCCCAAUUGGUGGGAUUUUACUUGGGACUUGGGAAAUGUCAAGGAAGCAGAAAAGAACAUUGCAAAUGAAGUUCAAUUCGUAAGAAGGACGCGAUGUAAAGCACGUAUGCGUGUUGUGAAAAAUCUGUGUUCUUUGACAGAGUUAAACAAAAAACGUUCCCAAUUAAUCGUGCGCCAACAGAUAAGCAAAAGGCUGACAUUCUUCUAAUCGCGCUGAAGUUUGCUCCGCCAGAGAAAUGUGCACAUGACACAUAGCUGCGCAUAAACACACAGACAACACAACAUUAAAUAAAAACACACAGCUGCACAAAGUCAUUACUGGAGGUUGCAGCAUACAACAAUCCUUUUAAAGAUUAAAUAUCUGUUUGAUGUUGAAAUUGUUAAAGUUGUACUACCCCCCCCCCCCCCCCCCCCAAUGGACUCUAUCUUGCUAUCAGUAGGUUACUCUCGUUCAGGUCUCUAGGCCUCAUUGUCACUACUUCAUAAAAACAAAACAAAACUCUUGAUCAACAAUAUCACAGCAUCACACUAGUUAAUCCUCAAUCGAAUCCUCAAAUAAAUAAAUACAUUUCCAUAACUUCUUUUCCCCUGGAGCAACAGCUCAAAACACAUUGCUUAAGUUGUAAUACGCACACAGAUAUAUACUGUAGCCACAGCGAAAAACAGAUCUUCCUGUAAUCAAACAACGUACUUUCAUCAAACACUUGGCCAAAAUUCCAGCAUUCGUCUCUCAAACACAACACACAUAGCUAAACACGCCAACACACCAGUAAUCAGCAGACCGCACAGUCACUCACACCAAGUCAUUUUCGUCCAUAAAUUGAACACACGUCUUGUCAGUCAGAUAGUCUUAUCUCUUCAUUCUCAAAUACCUUUAAAGCUUUUUUGUCCUUUUAAUUGCUGUAAAGCACUAGGUGUUACAUUUUUAAUUAAUGAAACGUGCUAUAUAAAUACAUUUGCUUUGAUCAUUUGACAGCAUUUGAAACAAACAUUAUUUCAAACAAAACUGUUAAUCUGUGAGUGCAAACAAAUUGUGGUUCUGUUAGAUAAAUUGUAGAAGUUAUCAUUUAUUUGCUUAGCUUGCAUUAGUAUAAUGGACAAUUUUAGAUGUCUCGCCUUCAAAAAGAAGACUCAGCAUCAUCCGAUGGAAGGGCGCCUGGACCAAGGACGUGAUCGGAUGUGGUCGGGUCGUGACAGGUGUUGGUUCAAUAUUAUGUGUUGUGUCUUAUUACUUAGAAUACUAUGUCUGGGAAAAACCCUCUUAUUAUCAAAUAUUUUGUGUUGUGUCUUAUUGCUUAGAACAUUAUGAUUUGUAAAUCCCUCCUAUUUCAAAUAAAAGCAGGAGCGAGGGGGGGGGAUUGUUUAGAGCGUGUUGAGAGGCUGUGAUCUGAACAAUCUCCCAUACGCCCUCCUCAUGAGAAAAAGAAA
Molecule: messenger RNA, 8297 nt
Organism: Phyllopteryx taeniolatus (common seadragon)
Lineage: Eukaryota; Metazoa; Chordata; Actinopteri; Syngnathiformes; Syngnathidae
Product: peptidase inhibitor 16-like
Exons: 7
Coding region: 137-1543 (468 amino acids)
Cellular component (GO): extracellular region
Source: RefSeq, a predicted model, not a curated record